UGUGCCAUAUGACGAUUUUUGAUCGAUUAAAAUGUCUCCGCGAUCUGCUUUAUCGUAAAUAUGGACUGGUUCAGGAAUCGGUUCGAAUCUUGGCGCGACUUUUUGACAGCUAUAUAAACCCAUGGGAUGUGUGGUUGUGAUAGAGGUGAGCUUGGGUUAUUUGAUAGUGUAGCUUAUUUGAUAUUGUUGCUUGUUGUUUCUUUGGAGCCAGCAAAAAAGAGAAAGACUUCCCCUGUAUGGGAAUACUUUGAUCAGAUUUCUUCUAACAAGGUGAAGUGUAUGUUGUGCUCUAAGGAAUUGGGGUACAAUAAUAACACUUCAUCCAUGAUAAGGCAUUACCGUGCAUUGCAUGAGAACAAGGAGAGAAAUGGAUGUGGGCCCAGCCAAGCUACCAGAAAACAAGAGCUGGAUGAGGCCCUGGUCACAAUGAUUGUGAAAGACACACAGCCAUUUAGUAUUGUGGAGGAUGUGGGAUUCAGGGACUUUGUUCAGAAACUAGACCCAAGCUAUGUUCUUCCCACAAGGCAGGCUGUAAAGGCCAUGGUGGAGGCGAAAUAUGCCGAGUCCAAGGAGAAGGCCAAAGCUGACGUGAAGAAGGUGACUGCAGUGAGCCUGACGUCUGACCUGUGGACGUCCAUCAACAUGGGUGCCUACCUGGCAGUAGCUUGCCACUUUGUUGACAGCAACACCUGUCUCAAUUCAGUUCUGUUAGGAGUGCUCAAAUUUCCCCAGGCACACACUGCUGAAAAUUUAGCUCACUUGAAAGCCUCCCUCAUGGAGGAAUGGGGGAUAACCAACAAUGUAACAUGCCUGGUUACAGAUGGUGCUGCUAAUAUGAUCGCCUGUGGCAGGGAGCUGAGGCUCCGUCACACGGUCUGCAUUGCACACACUCUUAACCUGAUAGUUAAAAAGGCUCUUGACCAGACCCCUGCGCUCGCUGAUAUUCGGGCCAAGGCGAGGAAGCUCGUGGGAUACUUCAGAAGCAGCGUCACUGCUAAGGAAAAGCUUGCACAGCUGCAACAGCAGAUGGGAAGGCCUACGCUGAAGCUCCUUCAGGAGGUGGAGAACCGCUGGAACAGCACCUUUCAAAUGCUGCACCGUCUGGUGGAGCUCAAAGAGCCAGUGCGGGCAGCUUUAGCCAGUCUGGCCACUGAGAUACCCCCACUGAGCUCUGAUGAGCUCACCUCUGUGACUGCAUGCCUUUCAUUGCUCUCUGGCUUUAAUGAUGCCACUGUGGAGCUGUCAGAAGAAAAGAAGGUUUCUGGGUCUAAGGUAUUGCCACUGCUUAAAAUGCUAGAUGAAAAUCUGCAGGAAGAGAUGAAGAAUAUGGCAUCUCCAGUGGCAAGACAAAUGGGAGAGCAUCUGAAAAGACAGUUAAUGGAGAAGCUCAACACAUUGCAGUCUAUGAGCAUCAUGUCGCUUGCAACAAUGCUGGACCCUAGGUUCAAAGCGAUGGGAUUUUUUAGUCCUACAAAAGCCAACGAGGCCAUAAAAAGGCUUACAUCAGAGUGUGCUGCCAUAGUUAGCUCUGCAGCUCAACCAUCAGCAUCACACGGGGCUGAACUUGUAACUCCAGGUAACAAACUGUGGCGUCAUCUGGAUGACAGUGUGAUGGAGUCGAGAAGAAGGCACAGCGUUACAGCAGACGCUAGUGUGGAAGUCCAGCGGUACCUUGCCGAACCAAAUAUUGGGCGAUUAGAGGACCCCCUGCAGUACUGGGAGAGACAGAAGCUUAUAUAUCCUCAUCUGUAUAGGCUUGCUGUCAAGUAUUUAUGUACCCCGGCUUCAUCUGUGCCUUGCGAUAGGGUGUUUUCAAAGGCAGGAGAAGUUGUGUCAAAAAAAAGAAAUCGCCUUAGCCCUAAAACAGUUGAGAAAUUAAUGUUUCUGAAUAAAAAUGUCUGAAGUAUACCCUCUUCAUCAAAAUUUUAAUAGUUGAAACAAAUACUUUAAAAACGUUUCAAACAAUAAUGGAUGUCUGUGUAUUUUGUAAUUUUCUAAUGAACAUUUUUAAGUUAUCAAUUCUAACUAAUGGUGUGUCAGGAGUGUUUAUCGUAUUUAUCUUGUCUGUUACAAUGGAACAUUUAUUCAUUUGCUUUGUCAGACUCGUAACUGUUGUAACAGUGUACUCAAGUCAAAACACCCCAUAAGCUGGCAGGUGUUUCUUCGCUACUAUCGCAUUCAUACAGUGCUUUCUAGUAAAGCGUUUAUUACAAGUAAAUAUUAACAUCAAAUCUACAGGUUUGUUCUGUAUUGAAACAUAUUGAGCUGUAGAUGCACAAAAACACUAAUGAAAAUACAUGUAUUGCAAAGUUCUUCAACAGGGAGUUUUGUUUUGUAUGUAUCGUGUAAACUAUACAGGCGCGUACGUGUGUGUGUGUGUUUGCAUUUGUACAUGAGUUAUGCUGAAUUAUUGAUCUUGACUUUCAUUUACAACUGGAAGAGAAUUUCAUCUGCACUGCAUUUUAUCCACACUACAUUCUUGCUGUGUUUACAUCAUAGCGGGGAAAAAUGCGAGAAGGUUAGCUCCUGUCUCAACAUCUCUACAGUACGAUAUUUAUAUAGAAAUAUAGAAGUGCGUUCACAAACUCUUUAGAUCUGUCCCCCAGCUUCUCUAAAGGAGAGGCCGUGAUUUCGUACAUGGUCAAUUAGGGUAACUGCUUUGAUUUGAAAUUGGUCUGAACCUUCUAUCUCUCCUUCCACUGUGCUGUCCACUUCUUCUCUGUCCAUGUCUUCUUACAGUUUCUCCUCAUGAUCUUUACACCAAUGGCCUGCACUCUACUCAUCUACCCCCCCCCACCACCCUUUACAUAUUUUUUCUUGCUCUUUGUAUAUUUUUCCCCUUUUAAGCAAUUGAGAUAAAUGUGUUAACAAUUAGAAAAACUGCAUUUCCUUUGUUGUCUGUUAUUAAGCGAGCAGUUAUUAGUUUGUGGUUGUGCAUUUGAUGAUGUGACAGAUUACAGAGUGUUGUUUGUUGUGUUUGGACAAAUCAAUGUUUGUGAUUUGUAUAAAACCAAUAAAAGGAGCUACAAUUG
Molecule: messenger RNA, 3032 nt
Organism: Sinocyclocheilus rhinocerous
Lineage: Eukaryota; Metazoa; Chordata; Actinopteri; Cypriniformes; Cyprinidae
Product: zinc finger BED domain-containing protein 4-like
Exons: 6
Coding region: 127-1902 (591 amino acids)
Molecular function (GO): DNA binding; protein dimerization activity
Source: RefSeq, a predicted model, not a curated record